Branchiostoma floridae (Florida lancelet) is the source of this 3645-nucleotide messenger RNA. Its product is annotated as ataxin-2-like protein. Gene Ontology annotation, cellular component: cytoplasmic stress granule. The coding region runs from base 296 to 3286 and encodes 996 amino acids. Gene Ontology annotation, biological process: cytoplasmic stress granule assembly. The record is from RefSeq and is a predicted model, not a curated record. Gene Ontology annotation, molecular function: RNA binding. Lineage: Eukaryota; Metazoa; Chordata; Leptocardii; Amphioxiformes; Branchiostomatidae. The transcript is spliced from 22 exons.
GCGCAGUGCCGGGUUGGGCGGAGGUUGUAUUCCUCCGCCAGAAACAUUCUCUGUUUAGGAGAUAGAAAAAAACCUUCGAGCUGAAUUUUACUAUUUGUGACCAUUCUUUGCCUUUGUUUCUCCACCCCCGGGCUUUUGUAGCAGAAUAAAGCGAUCUACGUGCAGUAGGAGCUUCCCUGCCGCUAUGACUGUGCGAUCUGCGUGACGAUAACGCUGCUUCCGAAGCCUUCUCCCGGGCCUGGUUGGGGAAGGGUGCGUUGCAUGGCCGAGCGUCCUACCCGCCACACUCGCAAUCAUGAACAAGCGCAGUAAAAGACCCAGCGCUGGAAGGUUUGGUGGAAUGACGCAGAAUCAACCCAGGACUGGUGGACGAAACUUGAAAGGACCAGUUGCCCAGAAUGUACAAGGUCAAAAUGCUCCGUUAGAAGGUGUUUAUGCCAACUCCCGCUUAAUUCACAUCGCUACUUCGCUGGUGGGCAACGUAGUACAAGUUCAAGUUAAGGAUGGGAGCAUUUAUGAAGGUGUCUUUCGCACGAUGUCUCCUAAGAUGGAAGUUGUGCUGGAGCUGGCCCAUAAGGUGGAGGUUGGACAGACCUCCCUGCCCAGCCGGGACCAGCUGCAGGAGAAGCUGAUCUUUCACCAGGAGAAUGUGGUGAUGCUGACCGCUCUGGACGUCGACCUGGACUAUGCAACUAAAGGCGGGGUCGAUGAGAGAGGGUCGCCUCUGCCAGGCCCAGCCGACUCAUUCACAGACGCAGCCAUCAGUAAGUUUAACGGGCAGAUCGCGGAGAAAGAGCUGCAGCCGUGGGAAGCCGACUCUGAUCAGGCGCCGGAUCUACUGCUUGACGCUGAUGGGGGCACCGUUAGUUCCAAUGGUUGGGAUGCCGCCGAAAUGUUCCGCACCAACGAGAAGCGCUACGGGGUCCAGUCUUCCUACGACAGCAGCUUGGCUGGAUACACGACCCAGCUAAAGGAAGAAGACACCAAAGAGUACCGUGAAAAGCGAGACCGCGCCCAGCGCAUUGCUGAUGAAAUCGAGCGGAGUACCGACUACCAGCGCCGCGUGGCUCUGGAGGUCCAUGAUGACGAGGAAGCGGCAUUCAGCGCAGUCCACCGGCCGAGCAGGAACGAUGGAGGCGGGGAUCUGCACAACCGCUAUGUACCACCACACAUGAGGAAAGACACGUCGCGGGGCCGGGGACAGCAGAUGUCGCCCAAGCCCCAGAGGACGGGACACCACGGUCCGGGCGGCAUGGGGCCGCGAGGCUCGCCGCGUGCGGGUGCCGGCUCACCACACACGGUCGGCACCCACCCCCACGCCGUGUCGCCGCAGAACAGGAGACCAGGAGGCGUCCCUCCGCACGCCAGCUCGCAAGCUCCGCAGCACGGCCCGCCCCCUGCGAGCUCCGCCAAGAACGAUAGCAAUAGUAUCCCUCCCACUGUUAAUGGAGAAGCCUCCAUCCCCCAGCCCUCUCCCGUAGCGCCUGGCCAGCCUGAUGGUAGCAAGCACCCCGCUAGUGAAGUAGUGAGUAGGAACGUGCCUCGGAGAGACGAUCUCAACAAGCCCGCCCUCCCGCCAGCCCAGGCUAAUGCGCCUCACCCUAGUUCUACUAUUUAUUCUAAUACAGAGAGAAAGAAUACUACAGCUAAAGGUCUCACUCCGCAAUUGACAUCUCUCAAGAAAUUCUCAGAGGAGUUCAGGCUCUCUGAGGGUACAAAUAAACAUGAUCCCAAACCCAAAGCAGAAGAAAUUAAGGAUACUAAGGAACUGUCGAAAGAUGCAUCCUUGUCAAAAGACAAAGAAUCAAGUACUACAGUUAAAGAGGAGAGAAAAGAAAGCAAAGCGACGGAGACAGUUCCCAUGAAGGAGGGUGACCAGAAGGGUGACAAGUCUCAAGACAACCCCAAACAAGGGGAGGGGAUUUCCGAUGUUUCUUCCAGGACCGUGAAGAAGUCCCAGUUGAAUCCAAAUGCAAAGGAGUUCAAUCCAUCAGCAAAGCCGUUUGUCCCAGCAGCAGCAGCCAUCUCGUCAGCCCCCCGGGCCAGGAAUCAGACCCCCACCCCUCCCCGCCCACAGACACAGAGUCCAGUCGUCAUGCAACAACAGGGUCCCAUGAUUGUCCACGGAACCCCGUUGUUCACCAGUGUUCCAUCGUACGGCAUUGUUUCCACGGGCUCCACGAUGACGAUGACUGGCCACCCCACGUUCGUAGGUCCCAUUUACGCUCAGCAGCAGCAGAAGACAAUAUACGCCAAAAAAGUGUUGCCCCAUUGGGAGUGGGCAGAGUCUCACACUGGGCAGACCCAAGCCUUGUCCGCCGCUUCUGAAAAUCCUGUUCCAACCUCCGUGAUGGCCCACCAGCAGCGGUCAGAUGGACACCCCCCUCAGACUGGACCGGUCACCCCUCUCAUCUCCCCUGGACCUUACCAACAACAGUUUGUGCAGUAUCCGCAGGGCAUCGUGGGGCCAGGCCAGACCAUGAUGCCUCAACAGGCACCUGGCUAUCCACAGCAAACCAUGUACCCUAUGGUGCAGGGAACAGCGAGGAUGGUGACCCCCCAGCAGAUGCAGCUCCAGAAUGCCCACCCACCACAGGGCUACCCCACAGACCAACACUCAGCUCCCAUGUUCGUCCACUCUGCCGGUACCAUGCAAGGGGGACAGCAGAUCUACCAACAGGCCGCCCAGGUGCACCACCACGCCCAGCCCCCUCCCCACCUCACCCAGGGGCACCCCAACGCCUCCCAGCAGCAUGCCUCCCCCCAGCCCCAGUCCUCGGUCAUGCAGCAGCAGCAGCAGCAGAGUAACCACCCCACCCCCAGCCCCGUGCACCAGCAGGGCCACGGCCAGGGGCAGGGCCAGGCACAGCAGCAGCACAUGCCACAGCAGCUGGUCUACCACAUGCCCCAGCAGAUGAUUCCGGCUGGUAACCAGGCUCACAGCCAGAGCUCGCAGACGUUACACCACCACAGCAUGGGCCCUGGGCAGCAGCCCCAGUUUGCUCCGCACGCCGCGGGCGCUCCCGUCACACACAUGACGCAGGCGCACGGCCAGCACCCCCAUCCCCAGGCACAGAUGGUGUUGGUGCCCCAGGUAAGGAAGGCACAGAUGAGUGGGCAGGGCCACAGUCCCACCAGUGCACCUCACGGGGCCAUUGCUGCAAUCCCAGCAUCCUCUGCUGCUACCGCCCAGAUGACACCACAGUACCUCACACAUGCUCAAGGUCAGCAGCGCACCUCUCAUCACCAACAGCCUCCCAUGCAAGCCUACCAGCAGGGAAACUAGUCUGAGGGGACGGCCUUCCGGGAUUGGUCGCAAUGCGCAGCGGUCACAACAACUCCGUGUCGGAGGAAUCUUACAACGACAUGCCAGCACACCUAUAAUUAAUGAAGCUACGACUGUUUUAGAUUGUAGAGAAGAAAAAAAAAAUCUGGGAACUAAAUUAAAGAAGAAAGAAGUUAAAAGAGAGUAUUGAAUGAUGGAACGUCACUAAGUGUUGGCAGAUAUGAAAAGGGUGCAAAAUGGCCCUUUUGUUUUAUCCUGUUAAGAAAAGCAGAUCAGAGAAGAUUGCCGGGUGGAGGAGGUCGAACUGAAUUUUUGUUUGACUUUUUUUGUAGACACCAAUAAAAUAAAACAAAACAUUA